AGAGAAGCAGUCAAAAGAUAUCAGAGCCACUGUAUGAAGUGUCAAGCAUGGCGCGCCAACCCUUCUGUCCCCAAGAUGGCGGAUUUGCCACCAGCUCGACUGCGCCUGUAUAAGCCGCCAUUUUAUUCAACUGGUGUUGAUUGUUUCGGUCCCUUUACCGUGAAGAUAGGACGGAGAAUGGAGAAACGUUGGGGCAUAAUCAAAUGUAUGACCACCCGCUGUAUACAUUUAGACCUCCUGGAGAAUCUUGAUGCAGAUGCAUUCCUGAUGGCCCUAAGGCGCUUUGUCGCCAGAAGAGGUAAACCUAAGGAGCUUCUGUGCGACAAUGGCACCAACUUUGUUGGAGGAGCUCGAGAGCUGCAUGAGGCCUUCGAGACCUUAGCUCCUCAGUUAAAGGAACAGUUGGCAGAACAGCAGAUUGCAUUCUGUUUCAAUCCCCCCAGCGCUCCACAUUUCGGCGGAGCAUGGGAGAGAGAAGUGAGGUCAGUUAAGACUGCUCUUAAAGUUGUGCUUAAGGAGCAGACUCUCCCAGAAACUGUGUUUCGCACAGUUCUAGUAGAAGUGGAGGGCAUUUUGAAUGCCAAGCCUCUAGGCUAUGUAUCCACGGCUGUAGCAGAUCCAGAUCCUAUUACACCCAGUAUCCUGCUGAUGGGACGUUAUGAUGCAUCACUCCCUCAAGUCAUGUAUGAUCAAAGUGACCUGCUCGGCAAGCGACGAUGGAGGCAUAGCCAAGUUCUUGUCGACCAUUUUUGGUCCCGAUUCAUCAGUCACUAUUUACCCAGCCUGCAGGAGAGACAGAAGUGGCUGAGAGAUGGGAAAUGCCUCACUCCAAACCAAGUAGUUCUCAUUGUCGAUCCCCAGCUUCCGAGAGCUUCGUGGCCUGUUGGGAAGGUGACGACUACUUAUCCUGGAGCCGAUGGACGCAUCCGGACUGCUGCCGUUAAGGUCAAGGAUCGGACUUAUAUUAGGCCGGUUGCUCGUCUAGUGGCGCUCCCUAAGUUCGAAGAUGAAGAGGAUGACUUAACGGGCUGAGUGACCUUCCUAACUGGAUUCGACUGUCUGUGUCGACAGUCGGGGGCGGCUGUGUUAGAAAGCCCACACUGUUAGUUUGGUUGAUAUGUAGCAUUGUGUUUGGUUUAUCGUGAGUUUGGAAUUUCCUAUGUUAUUGAACUCAUUGUAGCUUUACAUGAGUCCUUUGAAUGCACCACAGGUGCGAUGCGGAGCAGACAUUUUCUGCCGUUGCUCUUCUCCCUCGGUGCAGUAACGCGGAGAAUGGGUUCACUUGUAUUCCUUAGUUUUAUCGUGUGUAAAUGCCAGAAGACCACAAUCCACAAUCCAAAUUCACAAUUGACAGUUUAUAACAAUGCAUAUGUAUUCGAACUGGAUGGAAAGGAACUGUGAACCUCAAUAAACAAUUCAAACUGGAAUCUGCAUCCGCCGUUCUUUAACUUGAACGCACCCCCCAUAUCUUGCCGCUCUAAACCAGAAACAUUAGGAGACAACGCAACC
Archocentrus centrarchus (flier cichlid) is the source of this 1509-nucleotide messenger RNA. RefSeq lists its product as uncharacterized. Bases 34 to 1032 code for a protein of 332 amino acids. Lineage: Eukaryota; Metazoa; Chordata; Actinopteri; Cichliformes; Cichlidae. Gene Ontology annotation, biological process: DNA integration. The transcript has 2 exons. Gene Ontology annotation, molecular function: nucleic acid binding. The record is from RefSeq and is a predicted model, not a curated record.